Messenger RNA from Malassezia restricta, 2871 nucleotides. RefSeq names its product carbohydrate esterase family 9 protein. The record is from RefSeq and is a predicted model, not a curated record. Bases 1 to 2871 code for a protein of 956 amino acids. The transcript has a single exon. NCBI's taxonomy places the organism in Eukaryota, Fungi, Basidiomycota, Malasseziomycetes, Malasseziales, Malasseziaceae. Gene Ontology annotation, molecular function: hydrolase activity, acting on carbon-nitrogen (but not peptide) bonds.
AUGAGCUGCUCGAUGUGUGAAAAGAGUUUCAUGGAUGGGCGCAGAGGCUACUCGCUUUGGCAAAAUGGGCUUAUUGUUCUUGUGCUUCUCAUAAUGGCUUCUUUCACUGUGAAUCCCAUACAUUUCCUCUCUGCGCACCUCCGGCAAACAUUUUCUGCGCGUAUUCCGCCACCUCAUAUCAAAGCGGCUCACCAACAGUGCCAAUUCUCCAGGGCACCGGCGGGACCCCCGCCUCAUUUCUCCGAGCGCACUCAAAAUGACCGUUUCGCCCUCGGCACACGGGCCACAGUAAUACGCAAUGCGACUGUGUUCGACGGACAUAACAUGUUUGUUGGGAAGGAUGUAUUUGUCGAUCAAGGCCUGAUUGUCUCGCUGGAGUCAACUAUGGCGCAAAUCGCUGCACCAUCUGAUGCCGUCGAGGUAGAGGCAUGGGGCCGAUGGCUGACGCCAGGUAUUAUCGACAUGCAUACACACCUGGGUGUGCAGGGUAUGCCAGAUCUUCCCACACAUUCUGAUACCAAUUCAAAUUUGAGUCCUGUGCGUCCUAUGGUUCGUAGUGUGGAUGGAUUGAAUGAACAUGACAUCUCACUACGAACCACGCUUGCCGGUGGCGUCACGUCUGCCUUAGUCCUCCCUGGCUCGCUAAACAAUAUCGGUGGACAUGCAUAUCCUAUCAAACUUGGUGAUUUGCACGGGCGUCCACCGUCAUCACGUCUGAUUGAUCCCCCACGCGCCCUCACCAUCCUAGGUGAGGCGGAUCAUGGACGCGAUGGACUCUACUCAGCUGCUUCAGGCAUGAGGCGUCCUGAUGGAAGUACGUCAUUCAGGCAGAUAAAGAUGGCAUGCGGCGAGAAUGCACUUCAGUAUGGCUUGGUCAGACCUGAUGAGGCAUGGAAUUUUCGCUCAACUUUUGAACGUGCAGCAAAGCUGCGCGAAAAACAAGACGAUUUUUGCCAGCGUUUAGAUGAUGGCUUAUUGAAUAAUGCGCCGCCUGAAGAGUCUCAUUUUCCAAAUGAUCUCGAGCUAGAUAUACUGGUCGAUGUACUGCGUGGCCGCACCAAGGUUCAUACGCAUUGUUACACCAUGAACGAUCUUGAUGCCCUAGUGCGCCAUGCUAACGAAUUUGCUUUUUCCAUUGCUGCUUUUCACCAUGCUCAUGAAACGUACCUUGUACCAUCUACCCUGCAUGCUGCACCGGGCAGGCCGCCGGCUGCAGCCAUCUUUUCGACAAAUGCCUAUUACAAAUAUGAGUCCUACUUCGGCACGCCUUUUUUGGCGGAAUUACUCCAAUCCCACAAUAUCACGCCUAUAUUCAAAAGUGAUCACCCUGUGACGGAUUCGCGGCGUUUAGUUAACCAGGCCGCCCAGGCACAUCACUUUGGACUGGAUGAACUCGAGGCAUUGAAGAGCGUCACAUCACAUCCUGCGCGUGUGUUGGGUCUGGAUCAUCGUAUUGGGCGUAUAGCACGUGGAUAUGAUGCGGACUUAGUGCUAUGGGACCGCCAUCCGCUGCAACUAGGUGCGACGCCUGUGGCGGUGUACGUCGAUGGCGUAUCUCAACUUGGCAAAGCGUAUGCUUCUGGUGGAGAAGCACUCAAGACAAGAGACGCGCCGCCGUCUGCUGACUACUCUCACGAGUUUCAGCGCGUGCGCAAUGAAAGCGAUGCCAUUGCAUCCGGACGUGCUCGUGCAUUUCCUGAACCUAUAUUCGAAGCUUCCGCGGUGGUGCUCCGGAAUGUUUCACGCGUGUUCCAGCGAGCCAACGAUUCAAUCCACGUUCUAAAUCUUGUUUCAGACGGCACACUUGUGUAUGCCAAUGGGCGCGUUACAUGUGUGGAUGCCUAUCACGUAUGCCAUGAUCAGGUCCCGCCUCAUGCAUUAAGCGUCCACUUACACGGUGGCACUGUGUUGCCUGGCCUGACUUCGUACGGAAGUACCCUAGGCCUCUCCGAUGUCCCAAGUGAAUCAAGUGCCUCUAAUGGCCAAGAUCCCUCUUUGCUGACUCGUCAUCUCUACUUGGAUACGAAGCGCCUAGUGCCCCGUGCCGAAGACGGUCUUAUAUUCGGUGGCCAUGCGCUGCGUCGUGCUCAUGCCUCGGGAGUAACGACAGCCGUCAAUGUGCCUGCCACAAUCGGCAUGUUUGGUGGCGUAUCGACCCAUUUCGAUACUGGUGCUCGUACUGUGCUUGAUGCACACAGCGUGCGUACGUCCGAAGUGGCUUUGCAUGUGCGUCUAGCGUAUCCCAUCGACGAUCAUGAACCCUCUCUCGCGACGCAACUGGCUCUUCUUCGCUCUUUGCUACGCAAUCCGCCACCUGGGAGUGUUGAGUGGCACCGCGUAUCCCGUGGCGAAUGGCCUUUGGUCGUCAAGACAAAUGCCCAAGACACGGUAGCUAAGCUCAUCCUUCUCAAGCGCGCUUUUCCUCAAGUGCAUCUGAUCAUCGACUCAGCGGGAGCUCUACACGAGGUGGCGAAGGAUUUGGCUGAGGCGCAUAUUCCCGUAAUUGUCCCUGCCAAGGUGUGGGAGUAUGGAUGGGAGCAGCGUGGUCGUAAGGAAGGCCCGCCUUUGACAGCCGACACGGAGCUGGGCGUGCUACUCCGACACGGCGUAGAGGUGGGCGUCCGGGUACAGGAAGCAUGGGAAGCUGCCAAUCUGCUAUGGGAGACGGCUUGGGCCGCUCAAGAAGCGCAUGUAUCCGAUGCUACAACCAUCUUAGCUCUCGUCACGACCAACCUAGAACGCAUGCUUCAUCUGCAUGUUCCUUCGGAUGUGGCUAAUUUCGUGGCCUUUGAUCGUGAUCCAUUCACAUAUGGCGCCAAGGUCGUAGCUAUCGGCACUCCGCGCUCAUGCGAGCUGUUCUCUGCUUCCUAA